Messenger RNA from Arachis stenosperma, 1224 nucleotides. RefSeq lists its product as uncharacterized. Lineage: Eukaryota; Viridiplantae; Streptophyta; Magnoliopsida; Fabales; Fabaceae. The record is from RefSeq and is a predicted model, not a curated record. The transcript has a single exon. Bases 1 to 1224 code for a protein of 407 amino acids.
AUGACAGACGAGCAUAGCCACGCUCCCUCGAGCACCAAUCAAGCCGAGAUCUUGGCAAUCAACGAGUCCCUUAAGACUGAAAACCAAAGAAUGGCCGAGCUCCUGCGACAAAUGGAGCACGACCGAAGCAAAGGAGAGCACAAAAGUGCCGAAAACAAAGACAACAAUGACGAGCACACCUCGGAAACUAAACAUACCAUCCCUAAAGCCACCAAAAUAACCACCAAAAAAAGAACCAACCCCUUCGCCAAAGAAGUCACGAGCUUCGAAAUGCCCCAAAAUUUCACCCUACCGUCAACCCUAAAACCCUACAAUGGAAUAGGAGAUCCGAACGUCCACGUCACCAAGUUCCAGGCCAUGAUGUUCAUGAAUAAGGAUUCCGAUCCAAUCUUAUGCCGCACUUUCCCAACUUUCCUAGAUGGAGCCGCCCUGAUUUGGUUUUCUAACCUCCCCGAAGGCUCCAUUUCUAGCUUCGACGAACUAGCAGACCAGUUCGUCAACCACUUCGCCGCAUCCAAAAUAUACGUCCAUAACUCUGAUUACCUAAGCACCAUCAAACAGGGACCGAACGAAAGCCUAAAAGACUACAUGACCAGGUUUGCCAAAGCAACUAACGAGAUACCUAACCUAAACCCCGAAGUCCACCUCCAUGCCUUAAAGAGCGGCCUACGACUGGGGAAAUUCCAAGAAUCCAUAGUCAUUGCAAAACCAAAAACCCUGGCCGAGUUCUGCGAAAAAGCAACAACCCAGAUCGAGGUUGAAGAAUUUCGAGCACUACGAAGAGCAAAUAAACCUACCCCAAGCAGAGAGGAGGAAAGGAAAAGCAGACAAUCAAACAGCAGAACGGAUCAGAGAACGUUCAGACUAACACCCAAAUUUGACAACUACACCCCCCUCAAUGCAAAAAGGAAGGACAUCAUAAAGGACAUAUUGCACUCAAAACUCAUCAAGCCCCCAAACAGGGCCGGUACAUAUCAAGAUCAGCGUCACGUGGAUAGGUCAAAAUACUGUGCCUUCCACCAAAAGUAUGGCCACACUACAGAUGACUGUGUAAUAGCCAGAGAUGUCCUCGAAAAACUCGCCCACCAAGGACUGCUGGACAAAUACAUCGACAGCCAAGGAAGGAAGCGAAGCACAGACGAUCUCGGCCAACAACCCAAAGCAACUGACAAUUCCCGAGAUAAGGGGAAAAAGGUAGAUAACAAUAUCAAUCCACCUCGCUGA